Messenger RNA from Lentinula edodes (shiitake mushroom), 588 nucleotides. RefSeq lists its product as uncharacterized. The transcript has 2 exons. The record is from RefSeq and is a predicted model, not a curated record. Bases 1 to 588 code for a protein of 195 amino acids. NCBI's taxonomy places the organism in Eukaryota, Fungi, Basidiomycota, Agaricomycetes, Agaricales, Omphalotaceae.
AUGUCUUCACAGACUUCUGAAUCUCAAAUUUCCGGAUUUCAAGAGACCCAGAUUUCAAGGAGUUUUUUCCACAGCUUUGCUUUGGACCCUUGUAUCACCUUUCCUAUCGAAGCAGGGAUGGGAAUUCCUCAACCUCUCGUAAAUGAGUCAAACAUAGCCUCUCAUGAACUUUCUCCAAAUGCCAAUAAACGACACUGCACUUGUAGUAUCCUCCCAAAAUCAUCUCCGCCAAUCAAUCCAACUUUAUCUCCAGAUAGCGGGAAUGACACACUAUCUAUCUUUUCAGCUCUAAGCUCAGAUGAUAUUAGUACUCUACAGGCUGAGCUUGAUGAAGAAGAUCUUGACCACGAGACUCAUUCGAUCCAAUGUGCUUUGCAGGAGGCUAUGCAAGCAUCCAAUUCCAAGAAAGACAAUUAUUCACGCCAUGUUUCAUGUUAUGUGAGCUUCAUUGAAGUGGAACGUGAACGUCGUUCUCAAGAGCAUCCAAAUCGGAAAAGUAAUCUUACCACUGAGCCUAUCACGGUUGCCAAGGGUGCACUGUUUCUUAACUUUGAGACUACACGACCAAAGGUGGAACUGGAACUGUAG